GAAUUGAAUCACCAGAAAAAGUUCAAAAAAUACUGCUUUGGGCCUUAGAUUCGAUGACAAGUACAAGAGCCGGGGAAAGCGACAGUGGUGCAAUGAUCUUUCGAUUGGUGUUUGCAAAAUAUGUGGUUGGACUGAGAUAUGAAUUAAAUGUGGAAUUGGAGAGUAACAACUUAUCUGAUGACUCAAAUAUCCCUUCUGUUGCCUUCACGAGAAAACUAUUGGCUCUUUUAAACAGGCAAAUUAACGUUGCUUCUGAUAAUCUGCUUCUGGCUUCUCAAAAACACCCCAUGCAUGGGACUCUUAUUUCAUUGCAAUACAUUUUCCGAGAAUUAGAUUAUAAUUCAGAAUCUGUAAAAGCGAAUUGGAAUGAAUGGCGCGAAACUCAUGAUCGUGCAAUUGAACUAAUCAACAAGGUCUGUGAAGUAGUUUUGGAGGUACUAUCAAAUCCAUCACCAGAAGGAAAUGUCCCAGCUUCAUUUCAAGAAAUGGACGAAUUUAUUAAUGAAUUGGUCGUGAACUCUGGGGGCGUUGGUAAUGAUGAAAGUGAAGGACCUAAUCAUCAAGUGAUAUUAAGCUUCUGUUGGAGAGCCGUGAAAGAAGCAAGCACACUUCUUGCCGUAGUUCUUUCGAGGGCGCCUGCUUCUCCGGAAAUUGGAAAUAAAAAGGGUAUGUUGGAUCUUCAAGGAAUUCGUAACGGCGGUUCUUUAUUCAGAAAAUUGCUGACAUCGAUUCGGCAUAGAGGGGCAUUUUCGGCUGUAUAUCCGGGUUACGUAUCUCUGUGCUCUCGAUUGUUGAACUCUCGUCAAGAACAAUUCGUUGAAUUGCCUAAAAUAUGGCUUGAGGAAAACAUUGAUAGUAUAAUGGGGAAUUCUAUAUCAAUCACGCGUAGAAGUGCUGGUCUCCCUCUUUGUAUAUUAGCAAUUGUAAGUAGCGAACCCAGUAAUUGCAAGGUACUUCUUUCCUGGACCAUGAAAAAGUUAAUAGAAAUCGGUUUGGAAGCUCCUGUCGAUGUCGAUCAAACGAUCGAUCUACCUCAGGUACACGCAUUUAACAUACUACGAACUAUAUUUAUGGAUGCGACACUGGGAAAAGACGUGUUAUCUUAUGUGUCUGACGGAUUUGUGUUGGCCAUUAAAGGAUUUUCCUCUUCCAGUUGGGCAGUGAGAAAUUGUUCUGUUAUGCUAUUUUCUACUCUAUUGCAAAGAACUUUUGGAACGAAAAAGACAAAAGAUGAACAUCACUCAAUAAAUAAACUGACUGGUCGAGAGUUCUUUUCAAGAUUUCCGCAACUACAUCCUUUCUUGUUGGAAGAACUUGGAGUGGCCGUAGAUCAACUUAUUAAUCCCAUAGCGGAUAACCUAGAGGUUCACCCUGGUCUAUACCCUAUCCUCACCUUAUUGUCUCGUUUUCAUCCAUCACUAGUGGAAGGAAAAAAUUCUGUGCUGAACAUGAGUCCUUUUGUAUCACUUGUUUUAUCUUGCUCGUCUUCGCCUAUUUAUAGG
Acaulospora morrowiae is the source of this 1502-nucleotide messenger RNA. Lineage: Eukaryota; Fungi; Glomeromycota; Glomeromycetes; Diversisporales; Acaulosporaceae. The record is from the annotation of a GenBank genome assembly.